UGUCCAAUGAAAUGUUUGGAGUGGGCGGGGCUUCUGCUGUAAGUAAAAAGGCCUAUCAGGGUUUCGUGGACGCGGCCAUAGACUAAUGGAGGAAGGUCCUGAGACCACCCGGAGAGGGGGUACUAGUGACGUCAUGAGGGCAGGACGCAAUCUGAAAGCCUGGCUUCAGGAUCAGUACUGUGACCACCCUUCGGAUCAAUGCCAGGACACACGUUUACACAACGCAGCUUGUGUGGGAGACAUUGACACUCUGAGAACCCUGUUACAGGAUGAGCGUUUCCUGCGGUGUAUAGAUGAGCGAGCCGUGUGGUGCAGUGGUUGGCUGCCCUGCACUCCCUUGAGAAUUGCAGCCACUGCUGGUCAUGCGGACUGUGUGGCUCUUCUUAUCCACUUCGGGGCACAACUGGAGCUCGUAGAUGUUAAAGGACAAACGCCUCUGUAUGUAGCGACAGAAAAUGGACACUUGGAAUGUGUGCAAGUUCUUCUGAAAGCUGGAGCAAACCCCAAUGGCAGUCCUCAUAACCGAAGCUCUCCAGUGUACAAUGCUGCACGUGUAGGGCGUGCUGAUAUUUUACAUGAACUUAUUCAGUUUGGUGCUGAUGUUGACAUUGAUCACCAGCUGUUGUUUCGUGGUUCUGGCUGUUCACUUCGGUCUCUGGCCUCCAGCCCAUUGUAUAUCAGUGCAGCAUAUCACAAUGUGUCCUGCUUCUUCCUCUUACUUCAAGCGGGUGCUAAUCCAGAUUAUAACUGCUGGAACACUGAGUGUUUGGUGAACCUUCCACGAUCAGGACCAUCCUGUUUGCUAGAGGCUAUCUUGCGUCAUGGAUUCGACCAUGAAUUUGUGAAACUUCUUAAUGACUUUGGAGCAGAUCUGAAUUUGGUGCACGGUGUCCCAGCUGUGGAACAGCACCCACAAAUAAGUUUGAACCCCAGAGCUAUACAACUAUUCAAAGAGGCAAAAAGUUGUCCAAGGACCCUCUCCCAGAUGUGCCGUAUAACUGUGAGAAGGGCACUUGGAAAACACAGACUGUCCUCUGCCUGCAGGCUGCCUCUACCUCCCCGCGUCCUGAGCUUCCUUCUGUAUGAAGACACAUGCAACACCUGCACCUGAGGAAACCAAAAACACAUCACACUUAGGAAUGUGCUCCACGCUGAAAUCAUAUGAUGCAUGUUUCCUCUGCUGGGGGAACUUGUUUUCUUUGAGAGUGCCUUAUUGCUUAUUAUAAGUUAAAAAAAUUACACGAAGAUGCUCAUGUCACUGGUGAGUCACUAGAGAGUACAGAACAAAUGUCUUAUGGUAUUGCUGGAGCAGUCAAUAAUUACUUACUCCAAAAGUUGUAUGUAAGCGUGUGGCCUUGAGUGUAUUUUCUUCCUAGGCAUGACUUAUCUGUUUGACCUGCCACGUGCGUUCAUGCCUUACAUGCCUGCAUGCCACCAUUUUUUGUAUUAUUAAACUCAUUGUGGUUCUUUUAAGAAAACCAAGGAAAAGAAAGGUAUUGCACUAUAAUGUGGAAAUAACUAUUUAUUAUUUAAUCUGUAUCACCAGUGUAAAACCUUUUCUACAAGCAAUGCAUGUUUUUUUUUUUCUGUUUAUAUUCAGGGGAUAUAAACAUACUUGUUGUUUUCAUUUACUUGAUUAAGGAGGUUAAUUGGGAUAAAAGAAUAACCUGCUAAACCAACUUUAAUUUGUAGUUGAAGGAGAGGACACAAUUUUAAGGAGGUAUUUUAGCCUCUGUACAAGAAUAGAAAAACGAUUAACUGAAUGGGGGUGCUUAGAAUUGCUUUUAUGGUUAAUUUAUUAAUGAAAUCAUAUAUGAGUGGUAUUACGCUUUACAACGAUAAAGAAAAACAAACA
Messenger RNA from Pelobates fuscus (common spadefoot toad), 1855 nucleotides. RefSeq names its product ankyrin repeat and SOCS box containing 1 (gene ASB1). Gene Ontology annotation, cellular component: ubiquitin ligase complex. The record is from RefSeq and is a predicted model, not a curated record. Gene Ontology annotation, biological process: protein ubiquitination; intracellular signal transduction. Lineage: Eukaryota; Metazoa; Chordata; Amphibia; Anura; Pelobatidae. The coding region runs from base 86 to 1111 and encodes 341 amino acids. The transcript is spliced from 5 exons. Gene Ontology annotation, molecular function: protein binding.